AUGGGCACUGGGAAGUCGACAAACAACCGUGCUAUCCUCGAGGAGGCGCCCCGUCCGCGCGCUGUCCUCAUGACCACGUAUUGCCAAACACAAGCCAGCGAUGCAGCCGGGAAGAACCAGAAUCUGCGCGCUACGGCGAUCUCAAAACCAGAUGCGGGCGCGAUGUCGGGGAGCGCUUUGUCGAGCCCCUGGCCGACAGGGAGCUCUACCCGCGUGUCAUCCGCCAGGAUUGUCCCGUUCGUUGCCGGGGGCCCAGCCAACCUCAGCACGGGCAGGAUGCUGGACUUCGUCAGUGUGACGUCACCGAACGGCCCCGAUGGUUACCUCACCUAUUCCGGUAGCCUAACGCAGCCGCCCUGCACCGAGGGCGUCACCUGUUCAGCGGAAUCGGCCUUCUGA
Klebsormidium nitens is the source of this 399-nucleotide messenger RNA. Lineage: Eukaryota; Viridiplantae; Streptophyta; Klebsormidiophyceae; Klebsormidiales; Klebsormidiaceae. The record is from the annotation of a GenBank genome assembly.